CUCUCAAUGCCAAAAACAAAACUAAUGCGCACGAGCACGGCCCAUGAGCAAGCAGCAACGACGCGGAAGAACCAAGAGAAGGAGGAGGAGGAAGAGGAGACGCGGGUGAGAUGCGGGUGGGAAGAAAGCAAGACCCCAGUCUGCAUGUGGGAAACACAGUGCAUGUGCGCGCGCGCACGGGGAAACUAUCGCGGUGUCCAAGAGAGCGGUCAAGCUCAAUCUGGGCCGCAAGAGGAGCUCGAGGACCCUCUCGGAGGCUCUCAAGUCCAGCGUCGAGCUUCUUCAGACCGCCAGGGCGACUUCCUGAGCUGUGGAGUGGAGAGAAAAAAAGAGGGACGAGGACAGAAGGAGGAAAAAGGAGGAGGAGGAGGAGCGCUGUCCUCUUGAACCCCUCGCGGCAACGCCCGUAACCGUGGACGUUCACGUCGCACGUCUGAUUCAGCACUGCCAUCUCGAUGCCGCCACCUUCGAAACCACCACGCAUGCGAACAGCGUACGCCUCGACUGUCUCGCCGAAAUCAUACUUGAUCCAAUCCUGGAUGGCCGUGUCCGCGAUGGUCACCGUCGGGCUCCUCACCAUGUAGUUGCACACGUCGCGGCGCAGCGUCUCCGCAGAUGGCUUGCCAGACAGGGCAAAGCUCAAUGAGUGGAACAGGCAUGAGCCAUCACCAGGCUGAGGGUUCACCCUCGCCUGCGCCCCGCCAGGGGCGGCCAUUUGAAGGGGCGGGGGACUGUUGGUGGGCAGUGCGUACAAGGCCGCCCGCCGAAUGCUCCACCGCCCCUCAGUUGCUCGCGGGCACCCAAGGCGCGCCAGCACACUUGAGCCAGGAGGAUGGGGAGGCUCCCCUCCCUUCGGAGGCGGCUGCGGCGUCUGAACUGGUUGGGACCCCAAAGGAUUGGUCAGGAGGGGGGAUGAGGCCAAAUCCGCUCAA
Messenger RNA from Prorocentrum cordatum, 932 nucleotides. NCBI's taxonomy places the organism in Eukaryota, Dinophyceae, Prorocentrales, Prorocentraceae. The record is from the annotation of a GenBank genome assembly.